This is a messenger RNA of Pristis pectinata (smalltooth sawfish), 4337 nucleotides long. RefSeq names its product connector enhancer of kinase suppressor of Ras 1 (gene cnksr1). Lineage: Eukaryota; Metazoa; Chordata; Chondrichthyes; Rhinopristiformes; Pristidae. The transcript has 21 exons. Bases 103 to 2691 code for a protein of 862 amino acids. The record is from RefSeq and is a predicted model, not a curated record. Gene Ontology annotation, molecular function: protein binding.
ACGGCUGAAGUUUGGGGGAAGGUCGCCAGGAGUUCGGGUGUGUCGGAAAGUUGUCGUCCACGGCUGCAGUUUUCAGUUUUGUGGCUGCUCCGGGUGCAGGAGAUGGAACCGAUCAACACCUGGAGUCCGCGCAGGGUUUCGCUGUGGCUACAAGGCCUUGACAGUACUGUGCAGAAAUAUCCAUUUGACCAAUGGCAAGUGAAUGGGGAGCAACUUCUGCGAUUAUCACAGCAGAACCUGGAGGAACUGGGUGUGAAGCAAAUUGGGCACCAGGAGCUGAUUCUGGAAGCAGUGGAGCUACUGUGUGCACUGACCUAUGACCUUGAGACAGAGAAUCUGAAGAUUCUGAUGGAGAAGCUGAGAGCUGUCUCUGGAACCCUUCAGUCCUUCAUCGUCAGUCGGAGGAAGGCCACCCCCAGUCCACAGAGAACUUCUGGAGACCUCCUCUGCUCUGUUAUUGACCUUCUUCAAAUCACCAAAGCUAUUUUUUCCUGGCUGAACAGGUACCCAUUUAUAUGUAUAAUAAAUUACACCGAAAUGAAGAAAGAGAUCAUCAGGUUAUGCAUGGAGCUAGCAGAAACUAUCCAUAAGGAAUACAGCCAGACAGAGAAAGAAAACUGGAUACUUAGCAUUUGCAGAGAGCUCUCCAGUUUCUGUGAAAAUAUGGUCAUGGAAAGCCCUGAGGAGUUAGUGAAUCAACGUGCCUGCCUGGAGACUAUACAUUUACUCACCACUUCACCAGGACAGAGUCUGGGAAUUGAAAUCAAGUCAAAUAAUGGGCUGCAUUUUAUCACGGGGACUGCACUAAAUUCUCCAGCUCAACGCUCUCAGAAGAUUCGGCCAGGAGAUGAGGUGGUCCAGGUGAAUGAUAUGGUUGUGGUUGGAUGGACAUUGAAUAACCUGGUUGCCAAACUGCGAGAGAAUCCGAGCCAAGUGGUUCUUGUUAUGAAAAAGUUGCCCCUUGAUAUAUUACCGUCUCUAUGUAUCUCUGAGCAUAUACAUCCAUACAAAUCCCAAUUAUCACAGUUACCAGAAAGUCUUUUAGAAGAUGAAACAUCAUGUCCAGAUACCAGUGUACUCUCUGAUAGAUUUGUGCAUCAUUCUCAGAAAGAUGAUAAGGUGGGGGUCCAGCAAUUCACACAGGGUGACUUCAGCGCCUCUGAAACCAACACAGUCUGCAAGGAUGAGUUUCAGUCAGUGCAGUCUGACUCUGACACCAAAACUGAGUCUGUGAGUGAAGCUGGAAAAGGAGACUUUGUGCAGCCAGAAUUGUCCCACACCGAGGGUGAGCACAUGCAGGUAGCAAGUCAGAUAUCCGAAGAGAGUACUAUGACUUCAGAUGAAAGAGGGGAGCUCAUGACUGAUGAUUCACCAACUUCCCAAUCUCCAAGAAUAAUAGAGCCUCAUAAAAUUGAAGGUGGAAUGAAAUAUGAUCCUGAGCAUGAAGCAAUGGCAAGAUCACCAUCAGCAGAUGAUGCGAGAGCAGUCCAGUUACGUAACAGGCGGAAGAAAAAGGGUGUAGCAACUGCACUGAGUCGCAGACGAAUUUCAUGCAGGGACCUUGGUUUGGGUGAAUGUUAUGGCUGGCUUUGGAAAAAGAAGGAGCACACUAGAUUCAUGAGCCAGAAAUGGAAGCGCUGCUGGUUUGUCCUGAAGGGCCACACCCUAUACUGGUACAACAGUGAGAAUGAUGAGAAAGCUGAAGGAUUGAUCAAAUUGUCGUCAUACUCCGUGGAGGCAGCUGGUGAGCACAAGAGGAAAUUUGUGUUCCAGCUUUGUCACAGGAAGUUCAAGUCUUUUGUGUUUUCAGCAGACAACGUGGAUGAAAUGAGGAAGUGGAUUAACAGCCUCAUCAGUGCUAUACAAAAAUACAAAACCGAGAAACAUUGUGAAAACAAAGAGGAAGACUGCUGGAGUGAGACAGAGACCGAAGAGUGCGAUGAUUCUCUAGAAGUGCCUUCUGCUUCCAGAUCUAAAUCCUACCCCCAGGCUCAGAGGACCAGUGACUUUUCUCCCACAGCACGACUCAUGCCAUCAGCAGGUAACAAUGGAACAAGUGGGCGUGUCGGAGAUCCUGGCAGUGGGCCAUCCAGCCCCAGUUCAGAACCCAGUCAGAGUUCUAAUGAUGAACUGGAGGUGUUAAUAAAAGUCUUGGAGCAGGGUGGAGUGUCAUUAAUUGGUAAAGAACAACCCUUUCGAAAAGAUUAUCAUCAGUCAUUCAUCAGACGAAACAAGAAUCCAAUCAUCAACGAGAAAGCACACAAUCUGCGAGCACUUAAGAGCACACUAAAGGCCAAAAUUGUAGAUCUACAAUCAAUCAACAAGAUCCUGGAUGAUCCUAAUUUGACAGCAGCAAAAUACCGAAUUUGGAAAGAGGAAAACCAGGAGCUGCUUGCAGAUAUCCAGAGGGUUCAGCAGCUUGCAAAGAAAGAAGAGAAGGCGAAAGCUGAACAUCAGUCAAUUCCUGAACCAGACCUGCAACUGGGAGCCAUGGAGAAUCCUCUAUCUUGGUUUGAUACGGGUCAAAUAUUGGCAGAAGCUUCAGCUUCCAUGUUACAUGGAGAACUGGAGAAUAAAAAAGAUAUCUGUUCAGAUAGCACUGUGCGAUUAGGAUCUGGAGAAGAUGUCUGUGAGGAAGGACUAAAUUCCCAACAGGACUCGGUUAUUGGCAGGAUUCAAAGAUGUCUUUAAUCAUUCUGUAAAUCCGUAUCCAAGCCACUGAAUGAAUCCCAAAAUGAAACUAGAGUUUGGAAUUGGGCACUGUUUAUUCAGAAGACAUUGCUUCCAAGAUUCUUUUCAUACACAUUGACAAGAAAUGUAACCUGGUUUUAAAAAUAAUUCUUGCAACAAAGGUAAUCAAACUGGUUAAACAGGAAAGAGAAGCCAUAUUAUCAAGAGUUUCUGUCACAUCAUUUUUAUAAAGAACCCAAACAUUUUAGGCAAUCAUUCUUUCAAUCCUUGCACGUAAAUCAAGAUUCAUCACUCUGGAAAAUUUUUCAGGCAUCUUUUUCCAACUUGCAGCAAUUUAUGUGUGCUGAACAGUAGUGUCAUGAACAAACUAGAAAUGUGCUGCCCUUGUGUAGACACAGCUACACUCAAAACAUCAAGUGCAAUUGUUCAACUGCAUCAAACUGUGUUCAGUCUCCCCUUAACUCUUUUUCUCCACCUUUUACUCCAUUCUACAGAUGUUCUACACUGAAUCAAAAAUCAAUGUACCAUUUCCUUUGCAAAUUCAAGCCCUCCCUGUGUCUCAGUUGUUGAAUGUCUCAUCCCCAUUAGCAUUCUCUUUCCCUGACAAUGCAAGGAUUUUUAAAGAUAAACUUGUUGGUAUUAUCUUCAACUCCUUGGCAGUUUUCUUCAAGCACAAUGGUGUCAUGCACUGAGCUUUAUUUUUCAUCUUGAUUUCAAAACAACAUGAUUGAUAGUUCCUGAGUUUGGGCACUCCUUUUAUGUGCAUUGACAGUUAAAUAUUUGCUCAUGCAGUUCACCUAUAGUAUUCCUAAAUCAAGUGUUUAUAGUUUUGAAUACAUACUGACAUAUUCCUCAAAUGCCAUUCUCCUAACACUACAUCUUUGCUGCUGCAGAGUAUACCAAAGAACACUUGCAGUGGCUUGAAACUGUAGACUCUUUGUUUGCCAAUCUUCCUAGAAAAAAAUGUUGCUGAAUUUUUCCCCUUUUGUUAAUUUAAUGUUGCUGGAAACUUCAAAUCAUAGAGAAGCAGUUAUUUUACUAGAUAAAUUAGAUAUUAAAAUCCUGUUGUAGAACCCUCAAUUGAUUUGAGUUUUGGAAAAUUUACUUUGGGUUUCAGAAUUGGUGUUUGAUAUGUAUCUCUUUGUGUCUCAAAGAGUUUAGGAGGAACUGUUUUUGAAUGUAUCCUCUUCCAACAGGUGUCAAGCUUUAGAAACUGAGGUUUCUUCUCUCCUCGACCUAAGGUCAUGACUACGUAACAAAGCCAUUACUUUCUAAUAUUCACUAAGAUAACCAAUGUGCACAUGUCUUUUGAGUAUCUGUAGAUUAUCUGACAGCAGAGAAAAUUGUAACCAAGCCUGCUCUUAUAUUUACUGGUACUUCCAGGACAGAUUCUGAAUUGUAAUUACAAGCAGAAGUCUGGACUAUUUUCCUCCCUCAAUCCAAGUUUGCCAGGGCCAACAAAAACAUCAGAAUACCAAGGUAGCUGAGACUGACUACCAGCACUGUUUAGGGAUCAAACCUCGAUUGUUCUUGAUCUACGUGGCUCUGAGAUGGAGAUCACUUCUAAGGUGCUCCUGCUUUCUUCAGCCUUAGUAAUACCUGCACUUGAUUUCCAGGUUUUAAAAACAUGGGUUGUUCAAUCCCAA